This is a messenger RNA of Acaulospora colombiana, 561 nucleotides long. NCBI's taxonomy places the organism in Eukaryota, Fungi, Glomeromycota, Glomeromycetes, Diversisporales, Acaulosporaceae. The record is from the annotation of a GenBank genome assembly.
GAAAAAGAAGCUGUCGCCAAACUUAAAGCGCUAAUUCCUGAAAUCAUAAAAGAUUCAGGAGUUCCGGAAAAUUAUACUCUUUGGGGUGUCUCUUUGAACAACGAAUCAACCGAUGAAAGACUUGAUGUCAUUCUCAUAAAGUUUUUGAAAGCCAGAAAUCUUGAUGUUAACCUAGCCAAAGAAAUGCUGAUCAAAUCUCUCAAAUGGCGACUUGAGUUUAAGGCCGAUGAAUUACUCACCGAAAAUUUUCCCGAAUCAGUAUUCGCAAAGGUUGGAUUCAUUCACAAACACGAUAAAAUGAAUCGUCCUGUUACUUAUAAUUUAUAUGGUGGGCUUGAUAAUCAAGAGGUUUUUGGAAAUUUGGACCGGUUUUUGCGAUGGAGAAUUCAACUGAUGGAAAAAGGAAUUCUUCAUUUGGAUUUUGUAAAGGUAGAUCAGAUUAUUCAAGUGCACGAUUAUAAUAAUGUAUCGAUGAUAAGUUACGAUAAAACAGCAAAAACUGCGAGUAAGAGUGUUAUUCAGAUCACACAGGAUAACUAUCCGGAAUUUUUGGUAAAUUAA